AUGGAAAAUUUUGCACGCGCGGAAAUGCUCGCAAACAUGACAACUGUUGAGGAUACUGUGAAGGAAAGAGAAAUAAGUGUGACAAAAUGGUUUUCUAAUUCACAAGAAAACACAGAGCACUGUCCUUCCACUGCACCACUGUCUCUGCCUGUGAUUACAAUUGACGAGCGUAAAAACUGCGUUGAGAUUCACAAACGUCAUGACUCUUUGCAGGGCGCAGGAAAAGUAGCAGCAAUUUUACUCAUUAACUCACAGGUCGACUACUGA
Molecule: messenger RNA, 267 nt
Organism: Enterobius vermicularis (human pinworm)
Lineage: Eukaryota; Metazoa; Nematoda; Chromadorea; Rhabditida; Oxyuridae
Source: the annotation of a GenBank genome assembly